CCGUGAGUGAGAAUCGAGUGAUUCUGCAAUCGAUUCUCAGCCCUGGAUUGAGUGAGGGGUGAUUUUGGAUGGAGAUGAAGGCGGUGGUGUCCUGUGCCGGGCUUUUGCUUCUAUUUGCGUGGCUUUCUCCAAGCCAAGCCCUUUAUUUCCACAUCGGAGAGACGGAGAAGAAAUGUUUUAUAGAAGAAAUACCCGAUGAAACCAUGGUGAUCGGAAGAUACAGAACACAGCUGUGGGACAAACAGGCUGGCUCUUUCCUCCCGUCCACCCCUGGUUUAGGCAUGCAUGUGGAAAUCAAAGAUCCUGAUACCAAGAUCAUUCUGUCCCGUCAGUAUGGCUCAGAUGGGCGUUUCACCUUCACGUCCCACACCCCAGGCGAGCAUCAGAUCUGCCUCCACUCCAACUCCACCAAGAUGGCACUGUUUGCUGGUGGAAAACUGAGAGUCCAUUUGGAGAUUCAGGUUGGUGAACACACCAACAACUACCCCGAAAUCGCAGCCAAAGACAAACUGACCGAGCUGCAGCUGCGGGUCCGACAGCUCCUGGACCAGGUGGAACAGAUCCAGAAAGAGCAAAACUACCAGCGGUACCGUGAGGAGCGUUUCCGUAUGACGAGCGAGAGCACGAACCAGCGCGUUCUGUGGUGGUCUAUCGCUCAGACCAUCAUCCUCAUCAUCACUGGCAUCUGGCAAAUGAGACAUCUCAAGAGCUUCUUCGAGGCCAAAAAGCUGGUGUGAAAAUCAGAAAACAUUACAAAGACAAUAACCCAAGUAACAUUUAUUGUCAUUUUUUAUCUCAAGCAUGGAAAUACUCAGUGCUUAUUUCAAUAUUUUGUUUUUAAAUUCAGUUCGUUUAAACAUUAUCUUCAGCAGAUAAAUUUAGACACAAUGAGCUUUGAAUGAAGUCUUAAACAUGCAGAAUAUUAACAACCCUUAAUAUUGCUGCUAUAUACCUGAUACCCAUUUGUCAUAAAUUAAUCAUAAAUGCAUAGAAUGUUGUUUAAGUGUUCAUAUUACUAAAAAGUGUGAUAUGAAAAUGUAAUGCUUUUAAAGUGAUGAUCAUUAUGGGUGUUGACUUUAAGGUCGCAUUACUGAUAAAUGUGAAGAAUCAAGCCAGCUAAUAAUUUAAGCGUUUCUAAACAUUUUUAAUAUGUAUAUAUUGAGGUAUAUUGAAGAUUUGUGGCUUUCUUUUCAUGUUCUGUUUGUCUUGGGCUCUAAACACCCUCAAAUUAGUUUGAUGUUCAUGAUCUUGAGGGGAAAUGAUUCAAGCAAAUUGAUUGUAGCUUGCCUAGUAGCUGUUUAGACCAAAAAGUAAAUCCAUAUUUUAGGGAUUUUCUUUCUUUUAUUGAUUUACAAAAUGUGAUUUUUGUUGUUCUCAGUGUUCAUGCUUUAUUUAUUCACUGCAUUGACCAGAUUUAAAAUAUUAUUCCAGUAGAUCAGUAGAUAAAAUGAGCAGGAAUGUCUGUAAUUUAAUGAAAACUUUUGGUUUUCUGGGUUCUUUUUCAAAUGUUGUUUAUAGGAUUUUUGGAAAUUUUUGUACUGGCUUCUUACAAGUACCAAUUUAUAAAAAUGCUGGAUUGCAUGACACACAAUGGCAAAAUCCUCCAUGUAAUGUGAAAGGCUGAAGGUUAUUUACUGUAUUCUCAAGUGUCAUUCAUGCUUUGUAAUAGACUAUUCAUCUGUGCACACACUGUGCAUGCACAAACUUAACUGUAUGCUUGAUACUCCGUUAAAACUCAUUGUUUGACACACCAUUCAUAAACAUUGUCUGUUUCUAUUUUAGUUGGGUUCUUAAUGGUUUUCGAAUUAAAGGUUUUAAAUUGACAAAA
Molecule: messenger RNA, 1828 nt
Organism: Megalobrama amblycephala (Wuchang bream)
Lineage: Eukaryota; Metazoa; Chordata; Actinopteri; Cypriniformes; Xenocyprididae
Gene: tmed4
Product: transmembrane p24 trafficking protein 4
Exons: 5
Coding region: 69-737 (222 amino acids)
Biological process (GO): Golgi organization; intracellular protein transport; endoplasmic reticulum to Golgi vesicle-mediated transport
Cellular component (GO): endoplasmic reticulum-Golgi intermediate compartment; COPII-coated ER to Golgi transport vesicle; endoplasmic reticulum
Source: RefSeq, a predicted model, not a curated record